GAAGGCAGGGAGGGGAUGCUAAACUUCAAAAGGAAAACAAAAAAUAGUGGAAAUGAAGAAUUGGAGGGAAGGUAUGUUUUUUAUUUUCUUUCUCUAGUGGAGGCUAUGGGCUUUUGCUUUAUCUUACAACCUUCUUUUUUGUUCUUUUUACAAUUAUUGAUCCCAAGAGUGUUUCUUUUCAUCUGCUUUUUUAUUGUGGUUUAGAGAUUAAUCGUUGUCAUUUGUGCAAAGAAAAGAUUACGAAAAAAGGAAGCACUUGAUGUAGGUGUAAAGCUAGAUGGCUUACGAAGCGCCAUAUUGGGAUAUGUAUAUCCUGUUUGCUUUACUCGUGGAUCUUGAAAUAAAGAGAUCAAUAUAUAGGCACGAUAUAUUCUAAUUAUUAUAUGUUAUGUCUAAUGAGCACAUAGCAUGAUGUUAAAUAUAUAGUCGAACAGGAAAACAAUAUAUAAUUUAUAUAUUGGAAAGUUGACAAAUUGCACUAAAUAGAAUAAGCAAGUAAGUUUAUAUAGUCUACUAUCUACAUAUUCUAUGCCAUCUGCCGGCUUAAAUAUUCAUAGUAAGACAAAUGUUAAUAUGAAGAACGACGUAUACGAUGCUUCACAGGCGAAGUUUGUAUGUGUCCUUUGUCACCUAGUUUUUUUGUCAUAUGCCAUAUGGCUAAGGUUUCCAUUUAUAUAUCAAGUAUACCAUGUACAUGGUUUGGCUUAAAUCUAUACAAAAAAGAAAAUUAAAUGGCAGAUUGGGCACCUGUUCUAAUAGGGGUGUUGCUGUUUGUGCUGUUGUCGCCCGGUUUGUUGUUUCAGCUUCCGGGUAAAGGGCGUGCAGUUGAGUUUAAUAACUUCCAGACGAGUGGGGUUUCCAUUUGUGUCCACACAAUCAUCUUCUUUGGAAUGAUCACUAUCUUACUCAUUGCAGUUGGUAUCAGCAUCAACAUAGGCUAGCUAGCAGAUAUAUAAUGUAGUUCUUACUUAUCUUAUUUGACCUUUUGGUCUUUUCAAAGUAUUACUUCACUCUUUUUCCAA
Lactuca sativa (garden lettuce) is the source of this 1022-nucleotide messenger RNA. RefSeq lists its product as uncharacterized. The record is from RefSeq and is a predicted model, not a curated record. NCBI's taxonomy places the organism in Eukaryota, Viridiplantae, Streptophyta, Magnoliopsida, Asterales, Asteraceae.